AUGGACAAUGGAUCCGAGGUCUUUGCGAAACUCCCUAACCCCAACGCGGGGCCUCCACACUUCACUAUCGCGUCUGAGGUGGCUACACGCGAGCUGCUUCGCGAUGUGUUCAAUGUCCCCGUUCCCCAAAUACUCGCAUGGUCUUGCGACGCUGCAAACAACCUGGUGGGGGCCGAGUACAUCAUCGAGGAGAAGGCACCCGGUGUACUGCUUGGCUCCGUUUGGAAGCAAUGGCCUCGAGAGCUAAAGCUCCAGCUCAUUGCUCAGGUGGUCGAGGUCGAGAACGCCUUGACUACCAUCACCUUCAAUAGGCAUGGCUGCAUUUAUUUCAAAGAUGACCUUCUUUCAUUGAUCGGGGAAGCAAAAGAAAUCCAUACCAGUCAAGUAGCACCCGGGGCCCUUGAAAGAUAUUCAAUUGGGCCAUUGACCUCGAACGAACUGUGGAGCGGAGCCAGGAGAGAUAUGGUAUUGGAGCGGGGGCCUUGGAAAGAUCCACGUGAAUACGUUGAGGCAUUGGGACGCAAUGAAAUGGCGUGGAUCAAAUCACAUGCGGUUCCUCGAAUGAAUCAUUACCGGUCCAGUCAAAUCAAGGAGCUCCCCGAGGAUGGUCUCGCACUUUUCAAGAAGUAUAUUGACGUGGCCCCCUAUCUUGUUCCCCCUUCAACCGACGAAUCAGGAUCUGCCAAUGUUCUAUGGCAUCCUGAUCUCCACCUGGACAAUAUUUUCGUAGAUCCAGACACCCAUCAAAUUACCCGCAUUGUGGACUGGCAAUCAGCAUGUGUCGCGCCUCUGUUCUACCAGUCUGGUGUUCCAAGACUGUGCAGGCAUCCUGGUCAUGUCCGGGAGGGUUGGGUUGUCCCUAAAAGACCAGAAAAUUUCGAAAGUCUGAGCGAAAGCGAACAGAAACGAAUCGAUGACGAUUUGGAGAGCGAGACCCUCCACAAAUACUAUGAAGCUCAGGUGUGUAAGCGCGCACCUCGGCACUGGGCAGUCCUUCAACAAAAGACAGUUCCUAUCAUCCGGAAACCUAUCUGGCUCGCAACCGGAGUAUGGGAAAAUCGCGAUCUCUUUUUUCUCCGCGAAUCGCUUAUGGAACUUGUGGCGGAUUGGGACGAGCUUUUUCCGGGUGUCCCUUGUCCAAUCAGGUUCAGCAACGAGGACGUCAUAUUACAGGCGAAGGAACAAGAAAAUGUCAAUGGCGUCGGGCACAUGUUGACAUUGUUUCGGGACCAAGCAGUCCUCCCAGUGGAUGGCAUGGUUGACCCCAAAGACUUUGAUAUCGCCCGCGAGAACUGCCGCAAGUUCAAGGAUAUUUUUAUUGGACUGGGGAAGAAUGAUGAAGAGAGAGAGUUGUUCCGGAAUUUAUGGCCUUUUCAAGAGUCCGAGGCGGAGAUUUUAGCGGACCGUGAAGGUUAA
This is a messenger RNA of Penicillium verhagenii, 1416 nucleotides long. RefSeq names its product phosphotransferase enzyme family protein. Gene Ontology annotation, cellular component: mitochondrion. The record is from RefSeq and is a predicted model, not a curated record. The transcript is spliced from 3 exons. Lineage: Eukaryota; Fungi; Ascomycota; Eurotiomycetes; Eurotiales; Aspergillaceae. Bases 1 to 1416 code for a protein of 471 amino acids.